Venustampulla echinocandica is the source of this 1932-nucleotide messenger RNA. RefSeq lists its product as uncharacterized. The record is from RefSeq and is a predicted model, not a curated record. The coding region runs from base 1 to 1932 and encodes 643 amino acids. NCBI's taxonomy places the organism in Eukaryota, Fungi, Ascomycota, Leotiomycetes, Helotiales, Pleuroascaceae. The transcript is spliced from 6 exons. Gene Ontology annotation, molecular function: RNA nuclease activity; RNA binding.
AUGUUCACGACUUUCUCCACAAUCGCAGUGUUCCUGGCUCUUAGCAGCCUAGGUGCGGCGCAGGGGAAUCCCGGAGGCCAAUACUGCGCUAUGAGCCAGAUACCACAGUGUGCGACCCCGCAGAAAGCACUAUGUGCAGAAGCGUAUAACCAGUUCAGCGCGAACACCAUCUAUUCCGGUCACACGGUGAAGAUCAGCAAUGAGACGGUCAACUCGUGCAUUGCCUCAUACGAAUGCAUCCAUGACUCCAAUUAUGGCUCUGGAGUAAGCGGACAAGUGCUAUUAGCAGCGUUCCAGAAGGUUGCGAGUGGGUGCGUCUCAUGUGGCCUUCGCUAUUUGGAUGACAACCCCGAGCUUGUGGGCAGUCUGUAUGAAUCCUAUUGUUAUGUGGUCCUCAAAAUUCAACCCGUACUAGCCAUAGCACCUUCGCCUUCACCCAGCUCGGCGUCACCGACGACGACACGACCUCUAAUUAUAUUCCCAGUUCCGACGAAUACUAGAACCUCAAUUUCUUCGAGUACUACAACCUCAAAUCCGUCGAAAUCUACAACUUCAAAUCUGCCGAAACCUACAACCUUAAUUCCUUCGAGUACUACAACCUCAAUUUCUUCGAGUACUACAACCUCAAAUCCGUCGAAAUCUUCAACUUCAAAUCUGCCGAAACCUACAACCUUAAUUCCUUCGAGUACUACAACCUCAAAUCCAUCGGAUACUACAACCUCAAAUACUUCGAAUACUGCUACUUCAAACCCGUCGAGAUCUGCAACCUCAGAUCUGCCGAAAACUACAACCUCAGAUCUACUGAAAACUGCAACCUCAAUUCCUUCUAAUACUGCAACCUCAAAUCCAUUGAAAUCUGCAACGUCAAAUCUGUCGAAAACUGUAGAAACCUUAAAUCCGACGAACACCCAAACCUCGAAUCCAACUAAGACCCAAGUUUCAAAUCCGACGAAUACUGCUGCAAAAUCGAGUCCGAUAGACAACGCUUCAAGUAGCUCAACAACAACUACAGCUAUCAUUCUUCCGUCAAUUACUGGCACUAUUCCCACGCAAGCAAUAUCUUCAGCAUCAUCUAACGUUAUUAAUGCCUCUACUGCUGUCGCAGACUACGCCCAAGACCCUACGAAUACUGCCCUGGCCCAGGCUGCACAUACCGCAAUACAAAGUGCAAUUGACUCCGCCAAUGCCGCAAAAGAAGAAUCCAAUGAUCCAAGUCUUAUUGCCCUCAUCGUUGCAGUCAUUGCUCCGCUCACUGAAGCCUCGCUUGCCAUUGCAGCAACCGCCGAGGCUGCUGUAGCUGUCACUAGUGCUCUGGCUGCAGCUUCUGCUGCUACGGAGAUUGUCAAUGAGGCCACAAGUCCAGAAACAGUGGUAGAACCUUGCUCAGAUGUGACGCCAUCUGACCUAUCAAAACGCUGGAUGCGUUAUGGACGACGGACUGAAUUACAGCGGCGCCAACCACCGCAAGCUUGCAUCGCAGGUGGCCCACCCCAAUAUACCGGCCCUGUAUCUCCACCGACCAAUCCCGGUGAGAUAAAUGCUCAGCUCAACUGUGGCGGUCAAAUAUACCAAAAACAACAAAUUCUAGACUCCUUGGAACAAGCGGUCAAGUAUUUAUCAAGCGGCAUAAAUUCGGCGUUUACACCGCCAGUAUCCUUGAAUACAGCGGGCAAGCAAAGUUAUCCUCAUGUAUUCCGCAACGGGGAUCCUCCACCGAAUGUUAUAGCUACUACUCCUUCGUGUGGUUCACCGGUUUGGGAGUUUCCUAUUCUUACUCUUGGAUUAUUCCAAGCUGGUAAAGGAAACGGAAAAGCUGCUCAAGCAGAUAGAGUCAUAUUGAGCUUUGACCCAAUCACAGGGUCCUCCCAAUAUUGUGGUUUAAUGACGCACACGAACUCAGGGACUCGAGGAUUUUUUGUGGACUGUGUAUGA